This is a messenger RNA of Pararge aegeria (speckled wood butterfly), 1294 nucleotides long. RefSeq lists its product as uncharacterized. Bases 111 to 446 code for a protein of 111 amino acids. The transcript has 5 exons. Lineage: Eukaryota; Metazoa; Arthropoda; Insecta; Lepidoptera; Nymphalidae. The record is from RefSeq and is a predicted model, not a curated record.
UAUAAGAAGCGUCGAGUGCAACUGCCCGGCGCAUUUCGGCGACGACGCGGCGCUGAGCCAGGGCUGCCGCGUCACCCGUUACGGUUUACCAGCUUUUCUAAUGGGAGUCGAUGAACUGCAGACGUGCCGUCUGCUCCCAUCAGAAGACCUCCGCCGGAUGCCGCACCCGCCUGCCGCUCGGCCGACGCCGACGCGCCGAUGCCGACGCAAAAGCGCCGACGCCGACGCGGCAGGCUGGCGCCGACGCCGCCGGCGUGGCCGCGCUACGCCGCCCGGCCGCAUUGCUGGCCCGCGUCGCUGCCGCCGCUCCCAGCGAGCGGCACACAGAUGACGCAUUCAAUCAUAAACAAAUAAAUCAAAUCGGAAAGAAUAAUAUAUAUAAAAUACAUAUCUAUAAGCACAUAGGGCGUGAAGCUCAAUAUAUAAAAUCGAUGUCUAGUGAUUGAUUCAGGAAGACGGUUAUAAAGUUUAUUUACAUGCGUAAUCAUAUAUGUUAGUUGUUUUUAUUACAUUUUCGUUAGAAUAAGGUAAAAAUUGUUUAUUAUAUAAGGUGAACGCGUCUGCAACUACGUAAGUAAUAUGGGACCGUGAAGUGUCAGAUUGAUUCAGAAAGACUGAUUUUACAUGCGUAAUAUACAGCUGACUGAACAUAAACUUUUGUUGCAUGUUGUUUUUUUUUAUAUUUUCAUUAGCAUAGGGUACAAAUGUUUAUUACAACACACAUAGGAACCACGUUUGCGGCUUCUGCUGCCAAAUAUAGGACUAAGGACUUUAAAUCGUUUUGGAGGCUUUGACUUUCUCUCAAUCGAUUCCGUUACUUAUACACUUUGAAGAAUUUGCGAUAAUAUUUUAGGAUAUCACGAGUUAGCAUUAAUUAAAAUACUAUAACUGGGUAUUGUAAGAUGGGUGGUCUACGCUCGGUGAGCCCGUUCUAAUUUAGGGGUGUUGGGUUCCAGUUGGUAGCUCGGUGGGCCCUAAUUGACGUUGGCAAAUAGUUUUAAGUUUUAGAGUUUAAGUUUCCUUGAAACACAUAGUGUAGAUUCAUGAUAGUAUUAAGUCAUAUACACAGUAAGUUUUUGUUUUUGUGUUAUGGAACAUUUUGGAAAUUUGAAACAGUGUUCUCUUUUUUUUAUAUUUUUGUUAUUUUUAUAGAUCUCUCGCACUCUCAUGUUAAGUACUUCAAAACGGAGAUUUUUUGGUUUAAUUUAGUUUUAUUAGUCGUAAGUGAUGCCUUUCGUACUCAGUGCCCGAUCUUUAUUGCUACCUUACUUUAAUAAUAAACUUUUUCGUAAAA